This is a messenger RNA of Phaethon lepturus (White-tailed tropicbird), 892 nucleotides long. RefSeq names its product RCC1 and BTB domain-containing protein 2. The transcript is spliced from 6 exons. Lineage: Eukaryota; Metazoa; Chordata; Aves; Phaethontiformes; Phaethontidae. The record is from RefSeq and is a predicted model, not a curated record. Gene Ontology annotation, molecular function: protein binding. The annotation marks the transcript as partial.
GUUGCCUGUGGCUAUGCACAUACAUUAGUGCUAACAGAUGAAGGUCACAUUUAUGCCUGGGGAGCCAAUUCAUAUGGCCAGUUAGGUACUGGGAAUAAAAGUAACCAGUCUUACCCUACAACAGUUAUUGUGGAUAAGGACAGAGUUAUAGAAAUUGCAGCCUGCCACUCUGCUCACACAUCGGCUGCCAAGACCCAGAGCGGCCAAGUGUACAUGUGGGGCCAAUGCCGCGGGCAGUCAGUGAUACUUCCCCACCUCACUCACUUUGCCUGCACCGACGAUGUGUUUGCUUGCUUUGCUACCCCAGCUGUUAUGUGGCGUCUUCUAUCCGUAGAGCCUGAUGACCAUCUAACAGUAGCCCAGUCACUUAAGAAGGAAUUUGACAACCCUGAAACUGCAGACCUGAAGUUUCUGGUGGAUGGAAAAUACAUUCAUGUUCAUAAAGUUCUUCUCAAAAUUAGGUGUGAACAUUUUCGUUCCAUACUGAAUAAUGAUGAUGAAAUUAUAGAAAUGAGUGAAUUUUCUUAUCCUGUUUACCGAGCCUUCCUGGAAUACUUGUAUACAGACAACAUUAGGCUCCCUCCUGAAGAUGCAAUAGGACUGCUAGAUUUGGCAACACUGUAUAGAGAAAACAGAUUGAAAAAGCUGUGCCAGCAAACCAUCAAACAAGGCAUUUGUGAAGAGAAUGCCAUUGCUCUUCUUUCCGCCGCUGUCAAAUAUGAAGCUCAGGACUUGGAAGAAUUUUGCUUCAGAUUUUGCAUAAACCAUUUAACUGUUGUUACACAAACUCAAGGCUUUGCAGAAAUGGACCAUGACCUCCUGAAAAACUUCAUUAGCAAAGCAAGCAGAGUGGGAGCAUUCCGAAAUUGAGGUCUGACUACUACCAAGCUGA